This is a messenger RNA of Closterium sp. Yama58-4, 1521 nucleotides long. The record is from the annotation of a GenBank genome assembly. Lineage: Eukaryota; Viridiplantae; Streptophyta; Zygnematophyceae; Desmidiales; Closteriaceae.
AUGGCAAACAUCUCUCAUUCUCAUAGUACGACCGAGACCAAGCCUUACGUACCCACGGAUGCUGAAGACAUGCUAGACGUAGCUAUCUCAGUCUUGGACCCGCGCCUCGCCCAUGAAGCCUCGUCGUCACAGUCAACACCGAGGACCGCGGGCCGCUAUCGUCAGGUGCAUCUUAGCUUCGCUAGUCCGCCACCAGAUUCGCGAAAGCGUGCACGAAGCGUACCGCCUCCACCCACUGCUGAGGAGCUGGAGGCGCAGGACAAGGCUAUCGCAGAGGAUGCAGAAUUCGCUCCUAACACCAAGUCUCCCUUUGGCGGUGCUGGCGUCGGUGCAAGGGAUUUUCAGAAGUCGGCGUGCCGCAACCAUGACCAGUCCAAGGUGCACCUCGCAGCCAUGGAAGCUGAACGACUCGCUGCUGGCACGGAGUGGAUUGCGCAGAACGAUGCACCAAUCGCUCUCUACCCCAUGCUGGUGCGGUUCAUGGCGGAGCAAGGAUGCCCCGACAUGAUGAACGGCGAAUCCUACGGGCGUUAUUACUCGCGAUACGCCUUCGGCGAAUUCGUAGAGGCUAUGACGGAGCAUCUGGUGGCCAAGCAGCUCUUUGACAUCAAAGAGUCGGCCUGGUACAGCCUCGCCUUCGAUGAAUCCACGGAUCGCGCCCGGGAAAGCAUCUCAUCGUCACUGUACGACACGAUCGUCAAGUGUCUUUGGGCGAAGGACAUGUCGAUGGACAAGCUUGUCGGGGUUUCAACGGAUGGUGCAUCCGUCAUGACUGGCGCGAAGAACGGAGUUGUCGCCCUGCUUCGGAAACGGUGCCCGUGGCUGGUGGCGAUUCACUGCGUGGCGCAUCGUGAGGCAUUGGCUGCCAAGGAUGCCCCGAAGAGCUUCAAGGAGUUCAACGUCGUCGAUCAGAUGAUACAGGUGAAGAAUCAUGUCGACAAGGUGAAGACCAAGCUUUCGCAGUACUACGUGGAGCCCGGCGCAUCCAACGGGCCGAACACCUCUCGCCUGAACAAGUUCCUUGCUGCACACGGCAGCAAGGACAAGCGCAAGCUGGAGCUCAAGGGAGUGGACGAGAACGGCAAACCUGCAAAAGCCGAGAUCGUGCUCCACGAGGACAUCAUCGACCCUGAAAACCCUGGGGGGGAUGCGACUUGGAGGCCUGCGUGGACCUGGCGCGGCGUUUCGAUGGUGUUGCGACAAGUCUACCCGCCAGGAGUCAACGACUUUUUAGUAGCAGCGCGAAUCACCAGCCAUGAUGACGAUUCGACAUGGCUUUCCGGUUCUGCUGCUCGUCGUCAGUGUUCUUUCAACCACAACAAACGCCGCACGACUGAUUCUGGUGCCAUCUGCUUGCAGCAAGAUCUUUUGGCCCGAGGUGGUGGGGAUGGAGGGGACCAAGGCUCGAGAGCACAUUCUUGCCUUGGGCCCGCAAUGCCACUGGGACGUGCAGCUCAUCCCUGCCCACGCACAGACCACCUGCGAAUGUCGCCCACACCGAGUCCGCAUUUUUCUCAAUAA